Molecule: messenger RNA, 1718 nt
Organism: Xenia sp. Carnegie-2017
Lineage: Eukaryota; Metazoa; Cnidaria; Anthozoa; Malacalcyonacea; Xeniidae
Product: protein kinase C-binding protein NELL2-like
Exons: 10
Coding region: 632-1636 (334 amino acids)
Molecular function (GO): calcium ion binding
Source: RefSeq, a predicted model, not a curated record
AAUGUCAACUCAAAUGUCAAAUCAAAGAACACUGUGUUAUGGCGGAGUACAGUAGAGACAGAAAAAUUUGCAAACUCGCUAGACGUCGUCAUUACAGGCCAAUAUCUCCCUGUGGAAGGAGAUCCGACUUGUUUAUAAAGGCUAUUAUUGAAUGUGAUAAUAUCGAGAAGUUAUGUCCACGACAUUCCUAUUGUCAUAGUUACAGUGGAAAUCGUGUAUGCCGAUGUCGUUCUGGUUACAAAGGCACUGGCAAUGUUUGCCAUGACGUUAAUGAAUGUGAAACAUACCGAAAUCUUUGUGGUCAUCAUGCCAAAUGUGUUAAUACCAAUGGCAGUUACAAAUGUCAAUGUUCACCAGGCUAUCAUGGGGAUGGAGAACUUUGUAUUAAAGAAACACCAACCAAGAAAAACAUUUUGACACCCAGCAAAGAGAAGAAAGGACCUUUCAAGGAUUUAUUAGAUCUUUUUAAUACAUCUGCAUCUCCAUCUAUCCUUGCUCGUGGCUUUUUCGUCAUUUUCUUGCAACCUCCUGUUUUCACGAACAGAAUUAUACUGAAGGAAAAAAUUCCGAGUUAAUUACGUGGCACAGUGCUGGUUUCAACUGUUUCGACUACAAUUUCUACGAUUUAAAGAUGACCGAGAAUCGUCAAAAGUGUUUGCAAAUCUGCCUCAAAGAUAACAGUUGUAAAUACUUCGCUUAUUUUGCACAAAAUAUGAAAUGUGCCCUGUGCACAGGUGUUUACAAAGCAAGAAAGUCAUGUGGUCGCAAACAGCCAAUCGAGAUCGUGGUUAAAGAUAUUGAUGAAUGUCAGACUGGUGCCCACGACUGUGACCAGGAUUCUGCUGUCUGCAUUAAUACUAUUGGAAGUUACAAAUGCCGGUGUAAAACCGGUUUUUAUAGAAAAGCUGGACUUGGAAUUUGCGUAGAAGGUAAGGGGAAUGAUGUUGCUUUAUUUUCUCUUGUAGAUCUGAAGCAAACAAGUGAGAAUGUUGUUUCUUUAGUACCUGAAGUUUUGUGGAUGUCUUACGAGGACGGUUGCUUUGAGGCCUCGUCUCAUUUCGCACGUUUAAAAGUAGAGAGCAAAGAGCACUGUCAACUCAAAUGUCAAAUCAAUAAUAGCUGUGCAAUGGUAGAAUACAUUAGUGAAAAAAAAAUGUGUAAACUCUUCAGACAUCAUCAUUAUAAGCCAAUCUCUCACUGUGGAAUAAGAUCUGACUUGUUUUUAAAGGCUAUUGUUGAAUGUGACAAUAUCGAGAAGUUAUGUCCACGACGUUCCUAUUGUCAUAGUUACAGUGGAAAUCGUGUAUGCCGAUGUCGUUCUGGUUACAAAGGCACUGGCAAAGUUUGCCAUGACGUUAAUGAAUGUGAAACAUACCGAAAUCUUUGUGGUGCUAAUGCGAUAUGUGUAAACAACAAUGGCAGUUACAACUGUGAGUGCUUACUUGGCUAUCAUAGAGAUGGAGAACUUUGUAUUAAAGAAACACCAACCGAGAAAAACAUUUGGACACUUAGCAAAGAGAAGAAAGGACCUUUUAAGGAGUUAUUAGAUCUUUUCAACACGUCUGCAUAUCCCCGAUAUCAUCCUCGCACAUGGCUUCUUUUUUUCGCUGUCUUGAUAUUGUGGGAAUACAUAUAGUUUUUAUUAUUUUUUAUAUUAAACUCUGUAAAACUGCAAGUCUGUAUUGUCAAACUAAAUUAAAUUAUUUUUACAACUUUCA